AUGCAUCUCUCAACCUUUUUCUCCAUCCUCUCCCUUUCCCUCGAGUCAUUAGCCGCCGCCACCGAUGUUCCCGAGGGCUUAAAGAUCGAGAAAACCCACUCCGUCGAAUGCAAGCGGCGCACCGCCAACGGCGACAACGUCAACAUGCAUUAUCGCGGUACUCUUGCAGGUAGCGGCAAGCAAUUCGACGCCAGCUAUGAUCGUGGAGAGCCGUUGAGUUUCGUGUUGGGCGCGGGGAUGGUCAUCAAGGGUUGGGACCAGGGUCUUCUCGACAUGUGCAUUGGUGAUAAGAGAAAGCUGACGAUCCCGCCGGAGCUCGCUUAUGGAGACCGCGACUUGGGAAUAAUCCCAGCCGGAUCGACUUUGGUCUUUGAAACGGAGUUGAUGGGUAUUGAUGGCGUGUCGAAGGACGAGCUUUGA
Ophidiomyces ophidiicola is the source of this 420-nucleotide messenger RNA. RefSeq names its product Peptidyl-prolyl cis-trans isomerase fpr2. Bases 1 to 420 code for a protein of 139 amino acids. Gene Ontology annotation, biological process: protein peptidyl-prolyl isomerization. Gene Ontology annotation, molecular function: peptidyl-prolyl cis-trans isomerase activity. NCBI's taxonomy places the organism in Eukaryota, Fungi, Ascomycota, Eurotiomycetes, Onygenales, Onygenaceae. The record is from RefSeq and is a predicted model, not a curated record. The transcript is spliced from 2 exons.